GAUAUCGGUCUAGUUUCAGUUUCUUUUUGAAAGUAUUUUUCAUCAGUUGCAUCUCAUUGUGUAGAUUGUGGUCAUUAUUAAUUUUUGUUUGAUUAAAAAACAAAAAUUCGUUUUAGAAAGGAUCAUCAUGGCGUCUUGUAGGAAAUUAAUUCUUUUGAUGAAUCAACAUACAGGAACUAGAGUCUUCAUUUCAACGUUACGCCCCCUUCCGUCAGCUGUUGUCUACGUGGACAGAUCUAUCACUUUUAAAACAAAAUCCAAUCAGAAAGAGAAUGACGAUGAUGACCUGCAGCAGACGUUAAAUUCAUACAGAAAGUCAAAAAUAAUCAUUGGGACCGCUGUUCUAGCUGGAGCCGGUGGGGCUGUAUUGGCUGCUCCCCUUGCUCUCACGGCUGCCGGUUUUGGGGCUGCUGGAAUAGCAGCUGGGAGUGUGGCUGCAAGUAUGAUGUCUGGAGCAGCUACCACUGGGGUUGGAAUGGCUGUCGUUUCAGCUUUACAGUCUGCCGGAGCUGCUGGGAUAGGCCUGGCAGCUAACGCCUUGAUUGGUUUAGGUGGAGCAAGUGUCGGUGGGACACUUGCAGGAGCUGCUGUAGGAAAAGUGACGAGAAACGUGCAAAGUAAAGAGAAUCAAGCCAAGGGAAAUGAGCUCAAUGAUAAACUCAUUGAUAACAUUCCAGUCAACCAAAGUUCUUCAGGUGAUAAAGAAAAGUAAAGCGUUUAACAGAGAAAAAAAUAAUUCGAAAAAUACAAAAGAUAGACUCAAAAAACAACGCAACAAUCAUCGAGCAGAUCUGCUCCUCAAUAUACAACUAAUGUACCUGGUCCAGACGGAAACUUUUAACAUCCAAGACUAAAAAUGAAACUUGGGACUUGACCGAUGUAUUGAAGAGAACUAACCAACAUACAGAAGUAACCUAGAUCGUCUUAUCCAAGAUAUGUUUAUUUAAAUUACUCAAUUUGUAGUGUUUACAUAUAGAUUUUAUUAUCAAUGAAUUGUUAUAAAAUUGUUAUUUAUUCUUAUGUUCUAAUUAUCUACAUUGUAUUAUUUUAUUACAAUUUUAAUUUUAAGCAAUAAAUUUAAAAAGCAUAUAAUGAAGUAAAACUGUUCUAAAUUUCAUACUGCUAUCAAGAUUACACAUUAAUGUUUAUACAUUUCGCGGUCUCAGUUUGGGAGACAUCGACACUUACCUACGUCCUCCCGCGUCGUUUGACGCAUUGGAUAGCAAGCUGUCUCCACAAAGAUCUGUCAGUGGUAAUGUCUGAAGCCUUCUCCCUCCUGGUGUCCACUGUUCUGAGGUCCUCCGUGAACAGUUUGAGAGAAUUUACAAAAUAUUAAUUAAAGAUUAAACAAUUAUUAGAAAUAUUAUUCAGAUAGAAAAAAAAAAGAUAUUUCUACCAGCAAGAGUGGAAAUGUCGAUAUUAAUGUAUACUAUUUAUAAGCCAUCAUUGCGUUAUUAGAUAAGUAUAUCUGUAAUUAAUUAACUAAUUAACCAUUUUCACAAUACUAAAUGUGAUUUUUGUGCUGUUUGAUCUUUAAAAAAGCGUGUUACACAUACAAUGAUUUCUGGUACACAUA
Molecule: messenger RNA, 1576 nt
Organism: Biomphalaria glabrata
Lineage: Eukaryota; Metazoa; Mollusca; Gastropoda; Planorbidae
Product: interferon alpha-inducible protein 27-like protein 2
Exons: 3
Coding region: 128-712 (194 amino acids)
Biological process (GO): apoptotic signaling pathway
Cellular component (GO): mitochondrion; membrane
Source: RefSeq, a predicted model, not a curated record